AUUUUUUCCCCGGCAUUUUAGACAGCGGAUAAAAAUGGUGUUUUUGUUAGCAGUUUUUUCUCUUGUAAAUACGUCAUUGGCUCUUCCAGGCAUUGUGGAAACUAUCGCUGGAGGAGGCUUGCCCCACAAAGGAAAGAAAACAGAUUGCAAUGAUCUUGGUAACUCAAAAGACGGUCAAGGCGAAGAGGCUAGAUUUAAUUACCCAUGGGGCAUUGCAUACGAUCACUAUAAUCAUGCUGUUUAUGUGGCUGAUUGUGGUUGUCUAGAUUCAGAGCACAGCACAGAUAAAAUUAGAAAAGUAGACCUGAAAACUAGAAAAGUAACCACUAUAGCAGGAUCCACUCAAGGAUUUGCAAAUGGAUUUGGCAAAGAAGCUCAUUUUAAACACAUUGCAGGGAUAACAUUAGAUCCAGAAAUGGAAAUGUUGUACAUUGCGGACAGUGGGAAUCAUCGUAUAAGAGUACUCUAUUUAGCAAACAAUAAAGUUGAUACAAUUGCGGGGUUGUCCACCCCUGGUUUGGUUGAUCAAAGUACAGUUUCAUCUUUGUUUUACAAUCCACAAAGUGUAGCAGUGUUUAGAACACAAGAUGGUAAACGAUUGCUAUAUGUGGCUGAUACGGAUAACCAUGCAAUUAGAGUCAUCCACCUAAACACAGACUCUUCAGGUUAUGUGAAAACCUUGGCAGGUGGAACUAAAGGAUUUAAAGAUGGUGUCAAGUUACAGGCGCAAUUCUUUCAUCCAGUCGACAUUGCAAUAGAUGGUGUCGGUAUUUACAUGUAUAUUUCUGAUCAUUUUAAUCACGCUAUCCGAAGAUUAGAACUAGCAACAGGUGAAGUGAUGACGCUAACCGAAAAAGGAUUUAGUACUGGCGUUGGUUGGGAUGGAAAUCCAAGCCAUGUGACUUUUCAUUAUCCAGAAGGCUUGGUAUAUGACCCUGACCAUCAUAUUUUAUACGUGUGCGAAUUUGAAAAUCAUGACGUACGUGUUGUGACGACGGAGGGUUUGGUUAAAACGCUAGCUGGAGAAUUCAAAGGCAAGAAAAAUGGGGUGGGUAAAGUGGCACGCUUUUACCACCCAUCUGGGCUGUCGUUCGAUAGAAAACGAAGAAAACUCUACGUAUCUGAUCAGUAUAACCAUCUUAUACGGAGCAUUACUGGUAUUGGAUCAAAACAGAAAUAUGCUUCAGUUCCUGAUAAAAAGAACUUAACACGAAUUUAUGGAGGGCACAAGCCGCCGUCAAACCCGUGGUUGUUCUUGGUUACCCUGGGUGUUGCAUUGAUGUUAUUUGGAGCAUUGGUGUUGCGUCCGUGUUUCAGACUUUGUUUUAAAUUUAUUAACGAUAAGUCGUGUUCAGUUGUAAAUGGGAAAUGAUUUCUGCGAUUCUUUAUAUUUAUUUUGUAUUUUAGUAAAUUUUUUUGAGGUAUUAUUUUAUUUAUUAAUAGCAGUGUUUGUAAAAUCAUAAGUGUUGUGUUUUCUGUUGUCCGAAUUUGUGUCUUGUCACUGUUUUGUUAAUAUGAGUUUGUACUGAUAUUUUGCUGUGAAAAAAAGUUUUGAUACUA
Molecule: messenger RNA, 1560 nt
Organism: Hydractinia symbiolongicarpus
Lineage: Eukaryota; Metazoa; Cnidaria; Hydrozoa; Anthoathecata; Hydractiniidae
Product: NHL repeat-containing protein 2-like
Exons: 15
Coding region: 35-1372 (445 amino acids)
Source: RefSeq, a predicted model, not a curated record